AUGGAUAAAGAUAAAGGCUAUUGGCUACUAACUUUAGAAUGUGUGUUGGCAAAGCUUAGAAUCUAUCGUUCGAAGCUAUUGUAUUUCUGGGUUGCACGCGUUUGGUUAGAAGCUGCUGCUAUUACUGUCAAUGAUUCAGGGACAGACGUGCUACAUGUACCGUACAGCGUGCUUUCUGAAGAUUAUAAUGUUGGAAAAUCAAUUAUGGAAGCAACGGUAUUCUUCAUUGGCAGCGUAAACAGAGACAAAUAUGCGGUAACCUUUUUCAUGUCAAUGACAUGCCAUUUAUGUAACGAAACGUCUUUUACAGAAGCAUACAUUAGGUUGAAAGCGUUCUCGCGUGCUAAAGCUGUGGAAGGUUAUGGUAGCGUGAAGUCAAUGCCUCGAAAAACAUGUUCGCAAACACAGCCGCUGUUCAUGGUCAAUGCCACGGUAGAAAGCAUUAUGAACAUGACUGAUCUCUGUACCCAAAAACCAAGAAGCCUCCAUGAUCAAAAACAGGUCAACGGAUGA
This is a messenger RNA of Mycotypha africana, 513 nucleotides long. RefSeq lists its product as uncharacterized. The record is from RefSeq and is a predicted model, not a curated record. The coding region runs from base 1 to 513 and encodes 170 amino acids. The transcript is spliced from 5 exons. Lineage: Eukaryota; Fungi; Mucoromycota; Mucoromycetes; Mucorales; Mycotyphaceae.